GAAAAAUGAUAUCAAUAUUUUAAAUGUAUUAGGUAAACUUUAAUAAAUUUAUUGUUUAAGGAAUGUUUUGUUUUUCAGUUUACAUAGGCAUUGUGUUGCUGCAUCUGUAAUAAAUAUUGAUAAGCCAUUUAGAAAGGAAUUAUCAUAUAAGGACAAGUCCAAUCAGUUAAAUAACAGAGUACAAAAUAUGACAUUAAAUUUAAACUCAGAAAACAAAAGGCACAAUGAACUUGAACAUAAAGACUCUGAAACUUACAUGCAAACAAAAGGACCUUUACAUAAAGCAAGGAAACAUUUGAAAACAUUUAUUGGAAGAAACAAGAAACCAGCUUCUCUUGAUGAAAGUGAAGAUUCUGGACCAGAAGACUUAAAUUUAUAUGAUGAUGGAAAUACUGAAAAUCUAACAAAUGUUUCAACAUUACCAUCAAAAAAACAGUUACAUCGUACUGAUAACAGAUUUAGGCAUCGUAUGAAAACUGUUACUUCCUUCCACAAAGGUGAAAUUUGCACAGGAUGUGAAAAAAGUAUGACUUUACUUUUUUCUCAUGGUUAUAAAUGUACAAGAUGUAAGCAUUUAUUUCAUUCAAAAUGUAUUUCACAAUCAAGUCGUGUUUCUUGUGACAAUGUUAAUCGAGUAAGACGCACACCUAGCAAAUUAAACAAAAAUAAUAAAACGGAACAGUUGCCAAUAACUUCUUGGAAUGUAACUCGCACAUCAGAAUUUCGUGAUCCAAGGGAUAUUAUUGUUACAGAUGUAUCAGAAUUGCAAAAUAUGGAUGAUUUCAUCUUUAAAAAGUUGUGUCAAAUGAGUGGAAAUAAUGAACAGAAAGAUUGUCUAGUUGAUGUUGUUUUUAAAAGAUCUUUAAGAGAAUUUAAGUUCAAUCUUAUAAGUACAUAUUCUGUAGCUGCAGCACAAGAUGGCCGUUUAUGUAUUUGCUAUAAAGAUCUAAUAGAUAAUUUUGAGCAAGUUAUGCAAAGUGUUUGUCAUCAAGAAAACACUAGUCAAACAUUCCCUGUAAUUAUGGGUGUAAAUGCAUUCCGUGGCUUUCUAGAUGAAUUUAGAAAUUUAUAUAGGAAUGAAGAAAAAAUUAAAUCUAAAGGGAAGAAAAGAAAACGAAAGAAAAUGGAAUUAUCAGAAUAUAUGGGUCAUAAAUUCAUGGCUGUUGUUAUAAACAUUCCUACUGCUUGCGAAAUAUGUUCUUCUUUUAUGUGGUUAAUGGAGAAGGGAUUAGUCUGUCAAG
Molecule: messenger RNA, 1241 nt
Organism: Centruroides sculpturatus (bark scorpion)
Lineage: Eukaryota; Metazoa; Arthropoda; Arachnida; Scorpiones; Buthidae
Product: unconventional myosin-IXb-like
Exons: 9
Biological process (GO): intracellular signal transduction
Molecular function (GO): GTPase activator activity; microfilament motor activity
Source: RefSeq, a predicted model, not a curated record